Eimeria necatrix is the source of this 491-nucleotide messenger RNA. RefSeq names its product RNA recognition motif-containing protein, related. The transcript is spliced from 3 exons. The annotation marks the transcript as partial. Lineage: Eukaryota; Apicomplexa; Conoidasida; Eucoccidiorida; Eimeriidae. The record is from RefSeq and is a predicted model, not a curated record.
AUGCAGCCGCCGCACUUGCAAGGCACUGCCGUGCCUGGAGUCCCUGCAGUCACUGCAGCAGCAGCAGCAGUUGCUGCAGCAGCAGCAACGACCGCAGCAGCAGCAGCUUUCCCGCAGGCCUCCCUGCCUGCUGUCGGCCUGCCCGUCAACACUCUUGGCCCCCAAAUGCAGCAGCAGCUGCAGCAGCCCCAGGCCAUGCAGCAGCUGCAGCAGCUGCAGCAAAUGCAGCACAUGCAGCGCAUGAUGCAGGCAGCCCAGUACGCAGCAAUGGUGCCUCCUCCGGGGGUGCCCAUACAGCCCGACGUGCGGCAGCAGGUCGCUGUGGACCCGACGCACUGCGCAGUGCAGCGGCUGACGGCCGAGGAGGCGGCCUCGGUGGGCAGCGUGAUGGCCGCGGGCCGCGCGGAAAAGAAAAAAGUUCACCUCAGGAAGGCCGCGGGACUCAUUUGGAGUGACCCCACGCUGGACGAGUGGACGGAGAACGACCACCG